Molecule: messenger RNA, 834 nt
Organism: Chiloscyllium plagiosum (whitespotted bambooshark)
Lineage: Eukaryota; Metazoa; Chordata; Chondrichthyes; Orectolobiformes; Hemiscylliidae
Source: RefSeq, a predicted model, not a curated record
GUUCCUCUAAAGGUGGCUGCUGUUAACCCACAGGUUGAAGAUGCCCAGCGGUCUCUCAAAGCAGUGCAAGUGGAGAAAUAUGACUUCACUGAGCAUGAUCAGAACUUCUGGUGCUACUGCUGCAAGAGGGAGGUGAAGAAACACAUCACAAAUGGGAGCCUUGCUGUGCUGUAUGGUGGGCUUCUGGAGCACUUUGUAAGCUCAGAACACUUGAAGCAAACCAACAAAUUUUGGUGGGAAAACAAAGCAGACGUCAAGUUGAAAGACAAGUUUAUUCUGUCUGAUGAGGCUUAUGAGAAGUUCAAAACAGCUGUUGCAAAGGCAGUGGAAGGCUAUGAAGAGAAGGAAGAUGAAUAUAUUAAACAGGAAGCAGAAUAUAUUCGAGAAGUGGAACAGAGAAGACAAGAAGUAGUGCAGGCUGCCUUUGAGGUUGGUUUUACCUGGAUGAGCCUGAACAGUAUCCAUGGCAACUGUUGUAUUUUACACGUACUGAUCUGUAUAUUACAUAACAAUCCUGAACAUUUUAAGUGAUGCUUUCUUGACAGUUUGUUUAAGGCUAUGCAUGGCUAAGUCAUAAGAGAGCCUCAAAUUUUUGAUUCCUGAAAGGAGGGCGAUGGUCUAGUGGUAUUAUUGAUGGACUGUUAAUCCCAGAUACUCAGGUAAUGUUCUGACCCAGGUUGAAACCUUGGCAUGGCAGAUAGUGGAAUUUGAGUGCAAUAAAAAUCAUGAGUUAACAAUCUAAUGAUGUUAAAAAUCACACAACACCAGGUUAUAGUCCAACACGUUUACUUGGAAGCACAACCACCUGAUGAAGGAGCAGCACUCUGAAAGCUA